AUGACUGGCUACUCCAACACCGUCAGAAAUCUGGAGAAACACUUUGAAGGGUUGGAACUCCAUCACGUGCCACGGCUCAAGAACCAAGCGGCUGAUGACCUGGCCAAGAUGGGCUCCACUCGGAAGACGUCGCACAAGCGAGCGUCCGCUCUGAAGACUAUUCCCCUCACUUGGUCGUUCGCCGUCUGGGGGCUCGACAUGGUCGGCCCACUCCAGACCGGGGCGAGUGGUUUCACGCACCUGUUAGUGGUGGUCGAUAAGUUCACCAAGUGGAUCGAAGCAAAACUAAUAAAGAAGCUGGACCCGGCCACCACCAUUCAGUUCAUCAAAGAGAUAGUCUUCAGAUUCGGAGUCCCUCACAACAUCAUCACCGACAACGGGUCUAACUUCGACUCGGACGAGUUCCGCGAGUUUUGUUACACCCAAGGCACUCGGGUCGAUUACGCCUCCGUGGCGUACCCACAGUCAAAUGGGCAAGCCGAACGGGCGAAUGGACUGAUACGCCAAGGCUUGAAGCCUCGCCUCAUGCGUGACUGA
Molecule: messenger RNA, 537 nt
Organism: Aegilops tauschii subsp. strangulata
Lineage: Eukaryota; Viridiplantae; Streptophyta; Magnoliopsida; Poales; Poaceae
Source: RefSeq, a predicted model, not a curated record